AGAAGACGAUCAAAACCUCACUUUGGAUUGACGACAGACAGAUAAAACUUGUGACUGCUGUAGUAAAGAUGCCACAAUCCAGCAAGCGAUCAAAGGCAGCGAAGAAGAGGAUGGCUGCUCCAGAGGACCACGGGUCUCCUGUUGAGGUUAAACUUCCUCGUGAAAAAAAAGCAAAACCAUCGGGGGUUGGGCCACCUCCCUAUCCCAAGGCCAAACAUACUAAACCAAACUCUACCAACAAACAAACGUACUCUGAAAACCACCCAAUUAUACCAAACUCUACAAACAAACAAACUAUUACAAACUCUGAAAAACAACAAACUAUUACAAACUCUGGCAACCAACGACUUUGUGCAACCCCUUUCCGUACACAGAUUCCAGACUCCGUAUCCGUACAUCUUUGUCAAACAGACAAACUAACUUCAACUAACUCAAUGCCUACCACUGUGAACAAGCACCCUGUUACUGAUGAUGGUUUCUCCUUGACUAAACCUGUUACUUUUCCAGAGAGAUCAGUGCUGAUGGGAUCCUUUCAUCAAGGUCAUCCACAGUUUGGAGAUGCACAGAACAAGCAGUGUGGUGCCAUCAGUCUGACUGCAGUUUUGAAGAGCAAGACUAAGAGUGUGUUGACUUGGAAUACUCAAGAUUUAGAUGAUGUUUUGGUGAAAGGGACUUGCCUGUAUAGAUCAAUGAGAGCUCAGGGUAAAAUAAGAGACCAUGUCAGAGGAAGAGGUUACAUUGCUGUGUCUGAACUGCCAACAAGACAUAGGUUGUGGAAUUCUGAUUUCAGAUUAAACUUUGCUGACUCGUUUACUGGAUUUGUUCAUGUUGAGGAUUACGACCAUGCUGUAUGUGAUGUUGCCAUGCCAUUUGAUGUAGCAUUACAACGAACACUGUUGAGUCAUGACGCAUGUCUCUUAACCAUUUGUGCUAAUACAUGUGCUAUUGUAAAAGAGGGAACAUGGUUUGCGCUAAUUGAUUCACAUGCUAAUAGAAAUGUUAACAAGAAACAACAUAUGGCAAGUAUUGUUGCAUAUUUUAGCUCUGCUGAAUCUCUGUACAGGUAUGUUUUUGACUUUGCAAGCUCAGUUGGAGAAAAUACACCACGCUUUGAGAUAACUGGAGUUGAAGCAGUCAUGAUUGCUGUCAGUGCAGAGCUGUAUGGAAUGUGUAAUGAUGCAGGUACAUCUUCCAGUUACAUGGUAAACACAGCGAUCUCUCCAAACAGCAGCCUGCUGUACAGUGAUGUUGUGAAAGGAAAUGGUAAGGUGUACAGACAGCAGGUAGUCAAGUCAACUACUGGAAAUGGCACAAAAGAUCCUGUGCAAACGAAAGCUGCUGCCACUGCUGAUGUAUUCUCAAGCACAGCACUCUACAGUGAUGUUCUGAAGCAGAAGCCUAAGGUUUGUGAUGAUGGGUUUUCUAGUGAUGUUUCCAAACAAAGUGUUGACAUGCCUGAAGUAUAUGCUGUUAGAUCUGAUACCACAAAUAAACACAGUGCACAAACUGAACCCAUUGGGAAAAUAAAAGACUUCUUUUACCGUGUUGAAUUUCAACAACGUGGUUCACCUCAUGUCCACUGUCUUUUUUGGGUUGAGAAUGCUCCUAAGAUUGACAAAGAAAGUGAUGCUGAAGUAGCACAUUUCAUAGAUACCUACAUCACUUGUGAGACUCUACCUGAGACUGACCCAGAGCUUUAUGAGACUGUGAAUUGUGUGCAGAAACACAGCACGAGACAUUCCAAGACAUGUCGUAAGAAAAACACAGUGUGCAGAUUUAAUUUCCCACGACCACCAUCCAACCAUACCUUUGUCACAAGAGGAGGUAACUCAGAGGACUUGAAUGGCAAAGAUGAAAAUACAAGUGGAACUGGAAUUAUGAAGAAAGUCAAAACUGCGUUGACAAAGCCUGAUAUGAAUUUCAGUUCAGCAGAUGUAUUUUUUGAGUCUAUUGGAAUUGAUCAAGAACUGAUGAAAGAUAAGGUCAUGCCUGAUGACGAUGAUGAUGAGGAACUCAUUCCGGAUCUGUCAGCACGCCCACAAACCACAUCAUCAACCGGUGUGGCUGCAUAUAACAUUGGUGCAACAACCAUUCACAACACAUUCUCCAUCGGUGCCAAUAUCAGAUUGCCAUAUCAACCUCUAAGUGAUGAUAAAGUAAAUUCUUUAAGAACCAAAAUCGGCAACUUGCAAAUUCUCAUCAUUGAUGAAGUGUCCAUGGUUGACCACCGCCUUCUAGCCUAUGUUCAUGGUAGAUUGCGUCAAAUCAAGCAGACUGGUGAUUACUCUGUUUUUGGAAAAGUCUGCAUUGUUGCUGUGGGUGAUUUCUAUCAGUUGCCACCUGUAAAAGGCACUCCUCUCUUUGCUGAUAACAACGGAGCCAACUUGUGGGACAACAACUUUGAAGUUGCAGAACUAACUAAAGUAGUCAGACAGCAAAAUGCAACCUUUGCGGAAAUGUUGAAUCGCCUGAGAGUUCGUAAAAAGAAAGAAGCUCUAAGUAGCCAUGAUGUUCUCACAUUAAAGCAGUGCGAAACAGGUGAAGAAUGUAGUGACAUUCACAUAUUUGCUACAAACGCAGAGGUUGAUAAAUUUAACAUCCAGAGACUGCAACAGACCUGUCCUGACGCAAUCAGUAUACCAGCUCAAGAUUUUGUCCGUAAUCCUAAAACUGGAAGAAUGGAACAGAAAGUAGGCUUUCACACAAACAUUUUCAAUUCCUGUUUGUCGGAUUGUGUUUCAUUGGGAAUUGGAGCAAAAGUGAUGUUGAAGAAGAAUAUAGACGUGUCUGAUGGUCUUGUCAAUGGAGCAUUUGGAACAGUUGUCCACAUCAGUAAACGUCAACAAGAUGAUGAUUUACCCACAGCUAUUCAUGUAGAAUUUGACGACCCAAAUGUUGGCAAGAUUCAGAGAUCAAAAUCAAAUGUGAGGUUUUCUGAACGUUCAACGCUAAUUGAGGUAGAAGAGGACAAAGUCACAAAUGCUGGUGGAGUACGCCGUCAAUUUCCCCUCAGACUGGCUUGGGCAUGCACAGUUCACAAAGUCCAAGGACUCACUGUUGAAAAAGCUGUUGUAUCACUAAAAAAGAUUUUUACUGCAGGGCAAGCAUAUGUUGCUUUGAGUCGUGUGAAAACUCUCAGUGGACUGAUAAUUGAGGACUUUAAAGAGUCAAGCAUAUAUUGCAAUAACAAAAUAGACAUGGCAAUGAAAAGCUUGCCUCUGUUUACAUUUGAAAAGUCUGUUUUCUCUAAUGUUAACCAUACAUGUACACUAGCACUUCACAAUAUACAGAGUCUGAAAGCUCACUUUCAAGAUAUUUCUUCCCAUAAAACUCUAAUGAAAGCUGAUUGUAUUUGCCUAACUGAAACAUGGCUCAAUGUAGGCACUGAAGAAUUACCAGAACUUCCAGGAUUUCGCUUCAACCACAAUCCAAGAGCAAACUGUUACGAUGACACAGAGCCCCUCUUUACAGAACUGAAACAACAACAAAGAGGUGGAGUUGGUAUGUAUUAUUCAGACAACAUUGACAUUAAUGUUUUGAUUCCAGAACAAUGCAAUUUAGAAUGUUUGUAUUUUGCAAUACCUCAUGUAGAUUUGACAGGUGCCGUGUUGUACAGGCCUAGCACUUAUAAAAUUGACGUGUUUCGACAACAGCUGUUAAAGGUUAUCUGUGAACUUGAGAAGCAUCCAGGGAAGAGAGUUAUCAUGGGAGACUUUAAUGAGGAUGUCUUUGUAUCAUCUACAAUUCUAAAGUUAAUGGAACAACAUGGAUACACUCAACAUGUCCAAGCAGCAACAACUGAAAAAGACAGCAGACAGAGCAACGCGAGUCAUGAGAUCUCCAGAAAGACACCUAGAGUUUGGAUGACCGCACAAUUUUCUAAACCAUACAAUGGUGCUUCUGGAGUAAAGAUGUGGUCAACGUCAUCUUUGUCAGCAUUGAACAGCCACAGUCUGAACAUUUAGCCCCUAAAUCUGGCAAUCUCUUCAUAGACUUCAUUCACUUUAAAGAAGGAGUGAAAACAACCAAAUACACUGGAAUCAAAAGUUGCAAAGCUUGCAAUCGUUUGUAUGUGUUUACUGUUAAUGUUGUUUUCCUAUCUCUAAAAAGAAGCAAUCAUGUGGGGAAUUAUUUCUCAAAAUGUCUCUGAAUGGCAAAUGACUGAUAUGAGUGAUAGUUUAGUGUAAGAAACCACUGUACUUGUCAAAUGUCUUGUAUUUUGGAUGGUCUUACACUAGGCGGUAUUGUAAUGUGCCUAGAAGGUGAUCAUGCUUUCCCAUGCCUCAGUGAUGAUACGAAGGUUCAUGUAGGUUGGCUGUUUCUCAACGGGUAGAGAGGAUCCUCCAGUAACCAUAAGGUUGGCGGUUUGACACAAGACUCCUUCUGUCUAACUGUCCUUCAGCAAGACACAACACCAGUAGCUCCUGAUGGGCUUGCAAGCACCUUGCAUGGCAGCUCCACUGCUGUGUGUGUGUCUAACCUAAUCUGACCUAAAUGAUUUGACCCUUGACUACAUCAUUUGCACUGUCUCAUUGAUGAAAUAUCGA
Hypomesus transpacificus is the source of this 4547-nucleotide messenger RNA. RefSeq lists its product as uncharacterized. The record is from RefSeq and is a predicted model, not a curated record. The coding region runs from base 69 to 3965 and encodes 1298 amino acids. NCBI's taxonomy places the organism in Eukaryota, Metazoa, Chordata, Actinopteri, Osmeriformes, Osmeridae. Gene Ontology annotation, biological process: DNA repair; telomere maintenance. Gene Ontology annotation, molecular function: DNA helicase activity. The transcript has 8 exons.